Messenger RNA from Vombatus ursinus (common wombat), 2330 nucleotides. Its product is annotated as PDZ and LIM domain protein 7-like. Gene Ontology annotation, molecular function: muscle alpha-actinin binding; actin binding. The record is from RefSeq and is a predicted model, not a curated record. Gene Ontology annotation, biological process: muscle structure development; actin cytoskeleton organization; heart development. The transcript has 12 exons. The annotation marks the transcript as partial. Lineage: Eukaryota; Metazoa; Chordata; Mammalia; Diprotodontia; Vombatidae. Gene Ontology annotation, cellular component: adherens junction; stress fiber; Z disc.
GGUUUGAGGCGGAGCUGCUUUUGGGCUCAGGCCUGGUUGAUGAGGUAAUGUCUGGGGUGGUGGGGGGAGGGGGUAAGAUGCGCUGGGCUGGGAGAUGCCUGUGGUUGGGGGAUGGAGGCUGUGGGCCUGCGAGGCCUCAGUCAGUGCCUGCCACCCACAGAAAUCACUGCCUCACCCUUGGGUCUCAGGGCCAGAGAGGCAGGGCAGUAGUUGAAGUUGUUCUGCUUGGCCUGGAGCUGCUGGGGACCAAGGCAUUGGGAGAAGGCCCAAACCCCAAGUCUUCGUAUAUCUGUGGGGGAGGCUGUGGCUGCCUGGGCAGCAGAGUCAUGGAGCUGGAAGGGGCCUCCAAGGCAGCUGGUCCAGUCCUUACUAUAAUGAGACUCUCCUCUGUAACAUCUUUGAUGAGUGGUCUUCCAGCUUUUGCCCGAAGACCUGGAGUAAAGCCUGAAGCCUUUUGCCCCCUGAAGCAGCUCAGUCUGCAGCUGACUCCAGGGGGCAAGGCAGCUAUGGCUGGAGUGGGUGUGGGAGACUGGGUCCUGAGCAUUGAUGGGGAGAACACCAGCAACCUGACCCACAUUGAAGCUCAGAACAAGAUCCGGGCCUGUGGGGAGCAGCUCAGCCUCAGCCUCAGCAGGGCCCAGCCCCUUGUGAGCAAACCCCAGAAGGACCCACCCCCCUCUGCUGAACCCCCACGCUAUACUUUCACACCCAGCGCUGCCCUCAACAAGACCGCCCGCCCGUUUGGGGCUGCCUCGCCAGCUGAGAGCACAGGGGUGAAGCCAGGGACCUGCACGGUCCCCUCACCUCCCUUCAUCCCCCAGCAGAAUGGACAGCCCCUUCGGCCAAUCCCUGAUGCCAGUAAAAAGCGUCUGAUGGAGAACACGGAGGAUUGGCAGCCACGUCCUGGGACUGGUCAGUCCCGAUCCUUCCGGAUCCUAGCCCACCUCACAGGCACAGAGUUCAUGCAAGACCCUGAUGAAGAGCAGUUGAAGAAAUCCAGCCAGGUACCAAGGACAGAUUCCCCGGCCUCAACUGUGCUGACCCCAGAGCCCAGAUCUGGCCCCACCAGCCCCUGGAGCUCCGGCCCCGCCAGCCGCCCGCCCUGGGCAGUGGACCCAGCGUUUGCGGAGCGCUACGCCCCAGACAAGACCAGCACCGUGCUGACUCGGCACAGCCAGCCGGCCACCCCCACCCCCGUGCAGAACCGGAACUCCAUCGUGCAGGCCGCCCAACUGGGCCCCGACAGCAGCAAGACUCCUGUGUGCCACCAGUGCCACAAGGUCAUCCGGGGCCGCUACCUGGUGGCACUGGGCCACUCCUACCACCCGGAGGAGUUUGUGUGUGGCCAGUGUGGGAAGGUGCUGGAGGAGGGUGGCUUCUUUGAGGAGAAGGGCUCCAUCUUCUGCCCCAGGUGCUAUGACAUGCGCUAUGCACCCAGCUGUGCCAAGUGCAAGAAGAAGAUUGCUGGAGAGAUCAUGCACGCUCUCAAGAUGACCUGGCACGUGCAGUGUUUCACCUGCACUGCUUGUAAGACACCUAUUCGCAACAGGGCUUUUUACAUGGAGGAGGGAGCACCUUACUGUGAGCGAGACUACGAGAAGAUGUUUGGCACCAAAUGUCGGGGAUGUGACUUCAAGAUUGAUGCUGGGGACCGUUUCUUGGAGGCGCUGGGCUUUAGCUGGCAUGACUCAUGCUUCGUCUGUGCUAUCUGCCAGAUCAACCUGGAAGGAAAGACCUUUUACUCCAAGAAGGACAAGCCUUUGUGCAAGAGCCACGCUUUCUCUCACGUCUGAGCGUCUCUCUACUGUGUCCUGCCCCGCCUAGACACAGCUUGCGGCCCUGACCAUGCCGCCCCUUCCUGUGCCUUCCACCCCUCCUGAGUUGGGGGGGGGGGGGGCCCAGAGCCUGUGCAGUCCUCUCGCUUUCCCUUCCUGGGGCUAUCUCUCUGCACGAGACCCUAGGACUUCCCACGAGGCCCAGGGUGGGAAGACGGACAGAGACUCUCCCAGGCAGCUGGGGUGAUGGCUAGCAGCCUGGUUGAUUUGGGGGGCAUGGAGGAGCCUGAGACCUACUGAGGUCCAGGGGAUAUAGACAUACUUGUUCCAGAGUUUGUCCAGCAAGCCCCAACCCCGUCAAGCUGGAGAGAACUAGAGAUCCUCUGAGCAGAAACAGACCAAACUCUCCCCUCCCCACCAACCCUGCCCCAUCAUCUUGGCCUCUGAGAUCCCAGGUCCCACCAAAGUAGUAGCUUCUUCCCCCUUGCCACACCCCAGCCCUGGAUGCGGAUCUCCAUUUGCUUUUAGUGCCUUAAUAAAUCUUUCUAUAUCCUA